GACCGGUCAAAAUUGAGUCCAAAAAGUCAACAAGAUGGGUUGCUUAGAUUGCUUCGACGGAGGGUUAGCGAGACAGGAGAGAUUGGAAGAAGAACGCAAAGCUUCUCAAGAAGCUCGAGCCAAAGCCGCUGAAGCCGCCGAAAAAAGGCAAGAACAGUUUGAAAAAUCAGCUGCAGGUAGAGCCGCAAAAGCUCAGAUGCAAGCAGCUGCAAAACAGGCUUCACAUACUAACAAAGGCGAACCGACUCUUAAGUGGCAGAUGGGAUGAUUGUUGUAUAGCUUUUGUAACCACAACAUCCGCCGUUAAGUACAUUUGUAAGUAGUAUUCGAGUGUUUUUGUAUUUUUAAUAAGAGAUUGUUGUUGUUUUUUAAACGCAAUAUGUUUAUCGAAACAAUUUGAAUCAAACUGCAGUUUUGAAGUUUGGAACAAUGUAUUUUAAUAACAGAUUGUUGUAUAUUUUCUGGAAAUAGUAACAAGUUGGUAACUUUGACCCAAAAA
Messenger RNA from Helianthus annuus (common sunflower), 499 nucleotides. RefSeq lists its product as uncharacterized. Lineage: Eukaryota; Viridiplantae; Streptophyta; Magnoliopsida; Asterales; Asteraceae. Bases 35 to 268 code for a protein of 77 amino acids. The record is from RefSeq and is a predicted model, not a curated record. The transcript is spliced from 3 exons.